AGGAUACAGUUCACAAACCCAAAGUUUAUAAAAAAAGCGUGGUGCCCUUUAAUACGCUUUUUAUUUUCUUUCACAUUCAUUACUAACACCAAAAGGAAAUCGCAGGCCGAUUUACCAAACCAUUAACACCCUUAAUAAAAUACUUUUUUAUACUGCACAAGUUCAUUUUUAAACUUUCCUUACUAAAUUAUUAUUUAAAUCGCCGUGCGGUUUCUUACAAAUCACAAAAUUUUCAAAAUUUAAACGCAAGAAAUAUAAAAAAUGGCUGCCAAGACACAAAGAAAUUCUACCAACGUCAAUAAUACUCCUACUGUAACUAUUGUUGAUUCUGCUGAACCAAGAAAAUAUAGAGUAAUGGGAAGUUGUUGUUUUUGUAUACCAGAAAUUGUUGGAGUUUUCGCUAUUUUAUCAAUGUAUUUUUUCACCGGAAUGUUUGGCGCUGCAACUUCGUUCUUGAGUUUGGGCUAUACUGAUGAUGGAUUAACUAAAGCCAUUUUGAGCGUUUUUGGUAUUUUAAAUACGUUAUUUGUUAUUGCUAGUGCUUUGGGUGUUAGUGCAAUUAAAAAGGAAAAAAUAGUUUUGAUGCAUCGUCUGUCAAUUGCCUUUUGGGUUAUUACAGCAUUAAUGAUUAUCAUAAAUAUAAUCAUUCUUGCUCUUGACUUUAAUUCCAAAGAUUCAUAUAUUAAUGAAUGUGUUUCUGCUGAUCCGAGUUCACCUAAUAGUAAUGAUGCGGAUACUAAAAACUUUUGUGAACACACUGUUAGAGCAUCUUUGAUUGGUGAAACUAUAAGAUUGAUUGCCCUUGGAUCAGUUUCGAUAUAUUUUGCAUAUGUGAUCUUUAGAUUUGCAAGAAAUAUGAAAAAAGAAGUUUUGCCUUUUACGGCUCCACCGGUUCCAAUUAACGGACAAAGUACUCCCACAUAUUUUGUCUAUUCCGCACAACCACCAACAUCAAAUAAUUGGGUUCCUCCACCUACUUAUACUGUCAAAACAAUACAUUUACCUGAUGAUUUUAAACCCGAUUCAAAGAAUCCCUAAUUAAAAAAUAUAACUGAUCAUAUGUUAUGUGCAAAUUCAUUUUAUAUGGAUAUGUGGGAUGAGUUGUUUUAUUUAUUAAAUUCAUUUGAUGCAUCAUUCAUUUUUUUUUUUUUCAUUUGCAAAUUAGUAAUUUAUGUAA
This is a messenger RNA of Rhizophagus irregularis DAOM 181602=DAOM 197198, 1177 nucleotides long. RefSeq lists its product as uncharacterized. The record is from RefSeq and is a predicted model, not a curated record. NCBI's taxonomy places the organism in Eukaryota, Fungi, Glomeromycota, Glomeromycetes, Glomerales, Glomeraceae.